UCUCUCAUUAAAUACAAUCGUUCCAUAUUGUUAUGAAAUCAGAAAACUUAAAUAAAAAAACAAGGUCGAGCGAGAUGAUGCAUUACGAUCGAUAUAUACAUAUAUAUACGUAUAAUUCGCAAGAGAUUUUGCAACUCGAGCUCGAACUGCGGGUGAAUGGCGGUAAAAGCGCGAUCUAUUGGCAGAAUGUAUAGGUACACACACAUACACACAUAUAUAGAGAAUACAGUCGACCGGACGGCAAAAAAAUCUGACAGAAAGGAAACAAGUAGUGGAUGAAUAAAAAUGCCCGCGCGUGUAAAUGAAAGUAAGUGAGUAGGCGACUCCGCGGCGCUCCAGCUGUCAACGAUCAGCUGUCACCUGUCACUUUCGGGCGUUGCCUCGCGAAACCGUCGCGUUUCGCUUUCGAACACGAUGGAGGAUAACAGCGCGAGGUUAGCUACCGACAACGGACACGAGGUGGUGAAGGCUUUGUACGACUUCAAGGCCACGUUUGCCAAGACUCUCAGCUUCCGGGUGGGCGAGCAUUUCCUUUUGCUGCAGCGAAACGUCAAGCAGAAGAAUUGGUGGCAAGUUGUAAACAGAGGGGGCCGUCUGGGAUACAUACCAUCGAAUUAUGUUACCAUUGUGAAGGCGCAGCCUCAGUUCUUGAUCGACUUCUUGGAGGACUGUAUAAUAACUCUGGAGACGGAAAACCAAGGUGACUCGCUGCAUCCAGACAAGCAGGACCUGUUAGCGCAGUUAAUAGAGAAGAAGAAACAAAUUGAAGUAGGUAAAAAAUCCAAGAGACAAGCGCCUAAACCACCAGAUUUAGAGGGCAUCAUAUCUGGAGAAGCAGAUUCAGCGGCUGUCUGCGACAAUACAGAAGCGGACGUGAAAUCAGCGCCGAGCAAUACUUCUUACGCGACAGCACGGACGACGAUUCAUGCGAACGCGGAAGCCGUUCAGACGAUUAAUCAGCGAGCGGUGAAGGAGAGCGAGCGCGUGCCACCGCUUCCGCGUCAAUCGUCCUCGGACACCGUGCAAAAAGUUCAGACCCAGAUCACGGAUGUUCGCAAGAGCUCGUCCCACGGUAGCGUGCAAACCAUAUGCAGCGGCUCGCCGAAUAGAUGCAACUCGUCGACCAAGAACGGCUCGCCCAAAAGCAACUCGUCGUUGCAAGCCAUCAAUUCGCGGAGCGCCUAUCAACUGCUCGACCAAGUGCGCAAGAACACUCAGCUCAGCCACGACAUGUCGAAAGUUGCGGUCACAGUCGUGGUGUCCGGCCUGCAACAGUUGCUGCCAGAGACUGUAGGUCACUAUCUGGAUGCUCUGUUGCAUCAGCUGCAAACACCAUUGACCGUGUCGAAAAUGAGCAUAGAGGAGACUUACGAUGCCAAUAGGUUGAGAAUUAUCUUCAGGGAAUUGACUUCGUGCAAGGAAGACUCGCAGCAGAGGAGCUGGAUGCUUUAUGAAGAUGAGUCCAUCAUUGUGGAGUAUAUCAAGGAACUGACCGAAAUAUUAACUAAUGCUGAUUCAAAUGUAUCGAGAUAUGUUUUGAGGCAAGAUCGAUACAACGGAGUAACAAUAUUGAUACAGUAUUAUCAAAUGGAAACAAGAUGGACUAUCAGGCAAUUGUUGUUGCAAUCGUUUGGUGUAAUGUGUAGUUUGGAUUCAGUGGUCCUAACUAUAAUGUUAAAUAGUAUUUUACCAAUGGAAUUAGCGAGAGACAUGAGGAGUAAUCCCAGAAAUGUAGUAAGAUUAAAUUACUCAUCUCUGCUACUUACAAUGAUUUUUUCAAUGGGCGAACCCAUGCCAGUUACACAUUUAGAACAACUUGGUUCAGACUUUAUAUCGUUCCUCCUGGACUUGAUCGAAACACCACCUGAUACAGAUUUAGAGGAUCAGAUUCCGGACCUGUUCAUAAAUUUAAUACUGUCCUACAAUCUUCAAUUUACAACUUCUGAGAAUAUGGUUCUAAAUGCCUUACGUGAACGGACUGUGGCCAAGACUUUCACUGAAAAAAUUUUGUUUCUUUUUAAUAGAGAAGAGGAUCCGAUACGAGUAUUUGAUCAUGAACCUCAACCGCCGCAUUCUGUAUUGAAACUAUUCAUCGACUUAUUCAAUAACGAUGCCAUAGCGAGUCUCUUUUAUACCAACGACGUGAAGGUUCUCGUCGACAUCAUUCUUCGGCAACUCUUCGACAUGUUCCCGGGUGAUAAGCGCAGACAAUAUUUGGAACUCUGUCGUCGAGUUCUACGUACCUCGAGCUAUAACGAGCACCGUCAUCGAUCUGAAGAUUUGUUAAAAUGUUUCACAAGAAUAUUUUGCGAAGAAACAGCAGAGAGUAAAGAAGACCAGCAAGUAGUACGCGAAAUUAGCAACGAAUUUCCACAUUUAUUCAAGAUGUGACAUUUAAUUUCAUCCUCUGAACAAGAUUUAGAGGAGGAUGACUUGCAAACUCUUGUCUAAGUAUAGAUCUGAGAACUAAUUAAAAGAAAAGACAAAAUCAAA
Molecule: messenger RNA, 2493 nt
Organism: Nylanderia fulva
Lineage: Eukaryota; Metazoa; Arthropoda; Insecta; Hymenoptera; Formicidae
Product: NCK-interacting protein with SH3 domain
Biological process (GO): endocytosis
Molecular function (GO): protein binding; Arp2/3 complex binding
Source: RefSeq, a predicted model, not a curated record